Molecule: messenger RNA, 1296 nt
Organism: Indicator indicator
Lineage: Eukaryota; Metazoa; Chordata; Aves; Piciformes; Indicatoridae
Gene: SYT11
Product: synaptotagmin 11
Exons: 4
Coding region: 1-1296 (431 amino acids)
Biological process (GO): vesicle fusion; calcium-ion regulated exocytosis; cellular response to calcium ion
Cellular component (GO): axon; membrane; synapse
Molecular function (GO): clathrin binding; calcium ion binding; SNARE binding
Source: RefSeq, a predicted model, not a curated record
AUGGCGGAGAUCACCAGUGUCCACCCCGGCUUCGAUGUCUCUCCAGUUGUGGCAGGCCUCAUCGGUGCUACCGUCCUCGUGGUCUCUGUCUCAGUCACAGUUUUUGUGUGGACAUGCUGUCACCAGCAAGCAGAAAAGAAGCACAAAACCCCCCCCUACAAAUUCAUUCACAUGCUGAAAGGAAUCAGCAUCUACCCGGAGACCUUGAGUAACAAGAAGAAAAUUCACCGCAUCCGGAGAGACAAGAACGGCACCGCCAAGGAGCCUGGAAGGGGCAACCUCCUGGUGGAUGCUGCAGAAUCUGGCUUAAUAGGCUCUGAGAAGGCUCCCGAGGGGCCAAACGCAGCCCCCCACGUCGACCAGCUCCCAAUCAAAGUAGAUUAUGGAGAUGAACUAAGUCCAGAUCAAAGCCUCACUCCGGGAGGAAGUAAAACCUCCUCCCCGUCGUCUCCGGGGGACGACGUCCUGUUGGGGGAGUUGACUUUCUCAGUGGACUACAACUUCCCUAAAAAAGCUCUGGUGGUUACUAUCCAGGAGGCUCACGGGCUGCCAGUGAUGGAUGAGCACACCCAGAGCUCUGACCCUUACAUCAAGAUGACAAUUCUGCCAGACAAGAGGCACCGGGUGAAGACUCGAGUCCUCCGCAAGACGCUGGAGCCAGUCUUCGAUGAAACCUUCACCUUCUAUGGGAUCCCUUACAGCCAGCUCCAGGAUCUGGUGCUCCACUUCCUCGUGCUCAGCUUCGAUCGCUUCUCUCGAGAUGAUGUUAUUGGAGAGGUCAUGGUGCCCCUUGCAGGGGUGGAUCCAAGCACUGGGAAGGUUCAGCUGACCAGGGAGAUCCUCAAAAGGAACAUACAGAAAUGCAUCAGCAGAGGGGAGCUGCAGGUCUCCCUGUCCUACCAGCCUGUGGCACAGAGGAUGACUGUGGUGGUGCUGAAAGCCAGGCACCUGCCAAAGAUGGACAUCACUGGCCUCUCAGGUAGAAAUCCCUACGUCAAGGUGAAUGUUUACUACGGGCGGAAGCGCAUCGCCAAGAAGAAGACUCACGUCAAGAAGUGCACUUUGAACCCAGUCUUCAACGAGUCCUUCAUUUACGACAUCCCUGCCGACCUCCUGCCGGACAUCAGCAUCGAAUUCCUGGUGAUCGACUUCGACCGCACCACCAAGAACGAAGUGGUCGGGAGGCUGAUCCUGGGGGCUCACAGCGUCACCGCCGGGGGCGUGGAGCACUGGAGGGAGGUUUGUGACAACCCUCGGAAGCCAGUGGCCAAAUGGCACAGCCUGAGCGAGUACUAG